AUGUUUGCUAGUCUCAGAUCACUCCGCCUGCUUCAUACACCAUUAGGCGGAUUUUCUUCUGCCUCCAGAUGGUUGAAUACGUCUUCCUCUGCCGCGGCCGUGGCCAGAAGUGCAGUUGAUUCUUCAUUAAGGACGAAAGCUCUCACCAACGCCAAGAACGAAAAGGUGGUGAUGUGGAAAAUUUAUGCCACUUUUCAUAGACACAACACAUUGUGCUCCCUUGUUGCAGUCGUGGAAGACUUGGAUUUCAUGAAAAAGAAUGACCACUUGAGUUACAAUGAGAAAGUUCUCUACUACAUGCAAUUACCUCACCAGGUCAAGCUUCAUGUCAGUGCUGGUAUGUUGGGAUUCAGAAAAGCACAUAGAGCAGAAUAUGAAGCUGGAUACCAGGUUAGCUCCCGCUUAUUCAAAAUGAUCGAGGAAAAGAAGUUGUUUGGUCCUAACGACAAGGUCGAAUUGAUCUUGCGUGAUUUCGGAAAAGGAAGAGAAGCAUUUACUUCUGCAUUGCAAGGUAAAGAAGGUGCAAAUGUUCGUCCACAUAUUGUGAGGGUCACGGAUAACACCAAGUUGAAAUUCGGUGGUUCGAGAUCGAAGAAGUUGCGUCGUUUGUAA
Clavispora lusitaniae ATCC 42720 is the source of this 612-nucleotide messenger RNA. Its product is annotated as mitochondrial 37S ribosomal protein YmS18. Gene Ontology annotation, molecular function: structural constituent of ribosome. The record is from RefSeq and is a predicted model, not a curated record. Lineage: Eukaryota; Fungi; Ascomycota; Pichiomycetes; Serinales; Metschnikowiaceae. Gene Ontology annotation, cellular component: ribosome. Gene Ontology annotation, biological process: translation.